CUCGAGUUUCUGCCCGUAACGGGGCAAAGUCAUCGGCAAAUCGGCAAUGGAUGAUUUGUCAGCUUACUACUCUCACUACAACAUCCCCUCGAUCCUUCCUCCUCCGAUUCCAAUCACUCCAAUCCAUCCCGUCUACUUACCCACCUCAAUCGGAGAUGUCCGGACGCUUUUCGUCGCCGGACUUCCCGAAGACGUCAAUCCCCGAGAGAUCUAUAAUCUCUUCCGUGAGUUCCCAGGAUACGAAACUUCGCAUCUCAGAACCUCUGAUGGAGCUAAACCGUUUGCGUUUGCUGUGUUUUCGGAUCUUCAAUCAGCUUUAGCGGUGAUGCAUGCUCUCAAUGGAAUGGUGUUUGAUCUUGAGAAGCAUUCUACUCUUUACAUUGAUCUUGCUAAAUCAAAUCCCAAAUCUAAGCGUUCAAGGACAGAUGAUGGCAGGGAAAGCGUGAAAAAGACCAAGUCUUGGAGCAAUACUCCUGAGUCUGCAGGUUUUGGCAGCUUUCACACACCUGGAAUGAGUAGUUCUUCGCACAACACUAUUGGUUAUUCACCUGCACAAAGUCAAGGAAUUGCUAAUGUUGCUGGGAGGGCAAAAUCUACUGCAAAAUCGAAUAAUGCUGCAGAACCUUGUCCAACACUUUUCAUAGCAAAUUUAGGACCAAACUGCACCGAGUCUGAGCUAGUCCACGUUUUUUCGAGAUGCCGUGGAUUCUUGAAGCUGAAGAUUCAGGGCACAUAUGGGACUCCUGUUGCAUUUGUUGAUUUCCAGGAUGUAAGCUGCUCAAGUGAAGCACUACAUGCUCUUCAAGGAACAGUGCUUUACUCAUCCCUCACUGGUGAGGGUUUGAGGCUCCAAUAUGCGAGAUCACGGAUGGGAAUGCGCAAGAAGAUUAUUUAAUGUUAAAGAUUGACUAAUCUCUGAUUAGUGAGAGAUAAAGUAGAAUGUCAUGCCUAAACAGCAUAGAAACUGUACUUCGCUAUAUGCAUGUAUAGCUUACAGUACUCGAAUGUAUUAUUUAUCAGAAAUGUAAUGAUCAUAUUGGAGAGAAGUUUUUAAUGUAAGAACAUAUUGAAAUGAUUGGAAUCAUAGUUUCCUUAUUCAUUUACGUCUUGGAAUGUCUUAUAGAAACAAAUAACAUCUGGC
This is a messenger RNA of Eruca vesicaria subsp. sativa (arugula), 1141 nucleotides long. The record is from the annotation of a GenBank genome assembly. Lineage: Eukaryota; Viridiplantae; Streptophyta; Magnoliopsida; Brassicales; Brassicaceae.